Messenger RNA from Entamoeba nuttalli P19, 7140 nucleotides. RefSeq names its product Beige/BEACH domain containing protein. The transcript has a single exon. The record is from RefSeq and is a predicted model, not a curated record. Gene Ontology annotation, molecular function: protein binding. Lineage: Eukaryota; Evosea; Mastigamoebida; Endamoebidae. Bases 1 to 7140 code for a protein of 2379 amino acids.
AUGUUAAGACGGUUUAGUUUACGUUCAGGUCAAACAUUAAAAGUUUCUACUAGUCUUAAUCAGUCUUCAUCAUCUAGUUUAAGUAAAUCACCAGCAUUAUAUUUACAAACAUUCCCAUUAUUAAAAAAUGCUUUUGAAACCUUUGAGCAAACACCAACAUUAGAGUCAAUUGUUAGUAUUUUUUCUAUCUUGUCAAAAGCACCAAAACAUAUUUAUGACUUUUUGAUAACUGAACUUAAUUGGGAAGAAUUUAUUGAUCAAUUAUCUAAAUGUAUUUGUUCUUUAUCAAUUGACCAAUUUAUUUAUUGGUUUUGUUCAGAAAAUUAUUCUUCAAUUCAUUUAUUAUACCUUAUUACUUCUUAUCGUCCUGAACUAUUUUCAAGACAAAACGCAAAUAAAUUAAAAUCUUACUUUAUUUCUUCUCUUCCUGAUAUUUAUGAAAAUGCUGGGAUUUCUAGUGAAGCUCGUUAUCUCUUUCCAGAGAAGAUUCAAUAUGUCCCUACAAUUAUCCAGAGAUUAGAUCGUUCUCCUGCUUCUUCUGUACUAUUUCCUUUACUUCAAAUUAUUGCAUUAUUUGCAAAAACUAAUUUAAUUUCAUUAGACACUCUUAUUAUUACAGACUUCCCUCCUCAACACAUUGAUUCAUUUAUUGAUUACUAUUUUGAGAUAUUACCUCUCUUUAAAGAAAUUCCUAAACCAAUUCAACGUCUUAUCAAUUCUUGGGUUACACAAUUACCAUCUCCAGUAAUUACUCCCUGCCAUUCAUUAACAAAUUCAUCUGAUUUCUCGUUAUUUAAAUUUGAUGAAGAUGAAACAACAACAACAAAAGGUUCACAACCUUCUCUUCCAAAUUCAUUAUCAUUGAUUUCAAUACAUCAAAUUAUGAGAUUUUUAUUAAUGAUAAGUUAUGUUUAUCCUUCUCUCGUUUUUACUGAUGGUCCAUUUUUCCCUUGGAAUGGUAAAACUGAAGUUGAUUCAGAAGUGUUAUUAUAUUACUAUAAUUAUGUGUUAUUUAGUAAUACUACUUCGUUGGCUAAGAGAUUAAAUCAAUAUUGUGAGGUUAUGACAAAAUGUCCAUAUGAAUUAGCUAAUGCAUUAGAAUUUUGUCAAAAUAAAAUGAUUGUUGCAUUACAUAAACAAUUUCCAGACUUCAAUUCAUUUCAAAUGUUUAUAAAUAUAAUCAAUUCUUCAUGUGAUAAAAUGCAAUUAAAUUUAUUAUCAAUAAUAUUAUGUUGUCCUCAACAUUUAAAUUAUCAAGAAGUUCAAAUAUUAUGCAAAUUAUUUCACAAUGACAAAUAUUCAUUAAUGCUUUAUGACAUAUUCACAAAACGAUUAUCUAUGUUACAAACUAAUGACCUUUCUCAAAUAUUUAUUGAAAAUGGAUUAUCAUUUGCUUUAAGAAUGAAAAUUGAUAUGAUUCAUCCACUUGAAUAUUUAACAUUUAUGUUACAACUAUUUGUUACACACCCAUUAACUGAAGAUUUUCUAGUUAGUGAACCUCGUUCAUUCUUCUCAAAAAUUAUUCCAUUAUCAACACGUUCUAAAGAAAUUUAUGAUUUAAUUAUUUCAUUUUUAACAACUGGAAUAUUAUCAACAGAGUCAAUAGAAAAAUUUACUUCAUUAUUACCUCAUUUAAAUCCUCCUAAAGGAAUGUCAGCUACAAAUCAUCGUUUAAAUAUAUUAAAAUUAUAUUCAUUAAGGAAUAAUGAAUUAACUGGAAAUGAAUUACAAUAUUAUUAUAAUUAUAUUAAAUCAAGUAUUGAAUUACCAACAGAAACAAAUGAAUCAUUAGCAAUUUUAAAAGAAUUUUAUGCAGUCAUUCUAACUGGGUUUGAGGCAUUUAAAAAUAAAGAAGAAUACAAACAUGAUCUUCAAACAUUUUUAUUAAGUGAGACUAUUAUUCAAAAAUUACUUGAAGUCAUUAAAGUUAUUGGAAAUACAGUAUUUAGUCACUUGAGAAAUUUGUCAUUAGAUCAAUUAUGUGUUAUUGAUGAACCAUUAUUCUUAGAGGUAUUUGUUAAAUUAUUAAAACAAAUCGAAGAAAUAGAAGAGCCAUUUAAUGAACUAAUUCCAUUAUUAGAUAAUCCAACAAAUGUAGAUACAUUAUCUCAUAGUAAAUUAAUUGAACCUUUACUAGUAUUAGCAUCAACUGGUAAAACAGUCAAUUCAGUUUAUUAUUUCUUAAAGAGAAUUAUUAGUUAUAAUUGUUUACCAUCAUUUUUAACAACAUUAUUACAUACCUCUCAUGAAAAUGGACUAAGAGAAGAAUAUAUUUCAUUAUUAACAGAAUGUACUCAAAUUUCACAACAACCUAGAUAUACUGCAGAAUUUUCUAAACAAGGAACUUCAUCAUUAUCAGCUCAAUUAAAAUUUGAUCAAACACAAGUUUUAUCUAUUUCAUUAUGGGCAGCAGUUAUGAAUUUUCCUGAUUAUUCUCGUGAUUCAUUUAUUACAAUCACAUCUUUUAUUCUUAAAGAUAUUAAACUAAAUCUUGGAGUUUCUUCUACUGCUAUUACAAUGCAAAUCAUCACAGAAUCACAUAAUGGUUCUAUUAUUAUUGAUCAUUCUUUUAGACCAAGAGAGUUUUUUAAUAUUACUGUAUUACUUCGUUUAUCUAAAGCAUUAGAUAUCCAAAUUGCUAUUGAUGGGGCAUUUAUUUCUUCAGCAGAACGUAUUCAAAUUAAUGUACCACAAUCAUUGUUUCCAUUAGACCUUAUAAUAAAACCAAUUGAUAAUGCUCGUUUUAGAAUUGGAAAUUUUCAUUUCUUUAAAACAAUUUUAAGUGAAGAAAUGAUUAAAUUUAUAUUUACUGCAAGAGCAGAUAUUCUUCCAGUUAAUUGGAUUUUAGAAUUACCUCUUAAUAUGAAAAAUUUAGAAAUACCAACUGAAUAUUUAGGAAGUCUUAUUGUUCCAAGUGGUAAAUUAUAUGUUCAUAGUAAUAAAAGUACAUAUUCUGUUCAAACAACUAAUUUAAGAAGGUUUGAAUGUAUUGGUAUGAAAGAGGCAUUUAAUGCUAUUGGUGGAAUAGAAGUCUUAUUAUUAUUUUUAAGUGAAGUAAAAAGAGUAGAAGAAGCUAUUGGUAUUAUUGAAGUUAUAAGAAAAUAUCUUACUAAUAAUAAAGUUGCUGCAUUAACAUAUCGUUCUAUACACGCAGGAAGAAUUUUAUUAGAAAUUUUAAGUUAUACAAACUAUUAUUCAAGUGUUCUUAAUGAAUCAAUUAAAUUAACUGACUCUAAAAUGGUUGUAAGGGAAUUAGAGUUAUUAUGUUGUUCAACUAUUCAGAUAGAAACUGCGGAAUUAUUUAGAGAUAUAUUUUUUCAUACUGCUUUUUGGAUGAGAACUUCUGGAGAAGUUUUUUAUGAAUAUAUUCAAACAAUAAUGAAAUACAUAAAUUGUCCAUUUAAAGACACUAACCUUCAAAUACUCAUAGAAUCACAUUGUAUAGAUGAGUUUAUAUCUUAUGUCCCAGUAGUUGUUGGACUUAAAAUGAGAGAUUUACAAACUCUUUAUAUAUCAAUUAUAUAUCAAUUACUUAAUUCUUUAUCAUGGAAAUAUAUUACUCAAUUAUUAAACAAUGUAAUUGCCCAAUAUUGUAUUAAUAUUAUUCCAUCUCCUGUUCUUCCUUUAUAUGGUGAUCAAGAAAUUAUUAAUUCUUCACAUAUUUCUAAUUUAAGGUCUAAUUCAGACACAUAUAUUUCUCAUUCAAGAACACUUAAUGCACAAUAUUUUUGUUUGGAAGUAAUUGAAACUAUUGUGCGUGCAUCAUAUGAUCGAUUCUCAAGUGAAGACUUAUUCAUUUAUUUGAAAGAAGUGUACCAAACAGUUCCACUUGAGACUCUUAUUACACUUCUUUCAAUUGCAAAAUCAGAAAAUUUGUUUUUAUCUCUUAUUAAAUUAUUAGAAGGAUAUCUUGCUAAUUCAUUAGUUGAAGUAUCUACUUUACAAACUAAUUUUCUUUCUAUAUUUGAAUCUAUAAGAUGUAAAGAUGUAUUUACUCAUUUAACUUCCAAAUCACUUAAAACACUUUGGAAUUUUGCACAACCAAUAAAUUGUAUUAAAUACGUUCUAAUGAUUGGUUCUAUUAAAACUAUUUCUAUUGAAUUAAUUAAAACAUUUAUUGAACUUAUUGUUGAGAAAGGAGUACUUUUAAAUCAAGAAAAUUCAGACCUAAUAUGGAGAUUACUUCUCAACAUUACUGAGAAUGAAGAAUUAGAUCAAAAAAUAUUAUUUUCAUUAGUCCCAAUGAUUGUUGAUAUGGUUUGUAAAAUUAAGAUGGAUGGUGAUGGGUAUUGUAAUGAAUUAUCUAAGUUGUGUAUUCAUAAUCCAAUUACUCCUAUACGAUGGGCAUUAUAUCAAGGAAUUUCAUUAAAAUAUAAUCAUAGUUUAUUCCCUUCUGUUGCUGUAAUCAAAAUAUUCCAAUUUUUAAAAGAAUUUAAUUGUUCUUUCUUUGAUCCAUUACCUUCAAUUCUUAUAGAACAAUUACAAAAUAAAAUAUUAUUAACAGAAACAAUAAAAACAAUAUCUCUAUUUAAAAUUAUCGGAACACCAUUAGCAUUAUAUCAUUGUUUCCUUCAACUUGGGACUUUUUCACAAAUUUAUUUUGACUGUAUUACAGAUAUAUUGGACAUUCUUAAUAAAACAUUAUCAUCUUUAUCUCAAUACCCAGACCAUCCAUUGUAUUCUUGUUUAUUCCAACUUGUUAAAAAUUAUAAAAGUUCUUUUACUAAAGAUAAUUAUAAUAAAUUACAACAAUCAAAAGGAACUAUUGAUUCUGCAAUAGAAUGGUUAUUUAAUUCUUGUGAUAUUCCUAAACCAGAAAAUACUCUUCUUCCUUUAAAAACAUCUCCCUUAAUUCGUAAGAAAGAACCUUCUAAAGUUAUUGAACUUUGUGAUUCUACAGAUGUUAUUGCUGCUAUUUCAUGGAGACGUAUCGUAAAAAAAUAUACUACUCAUAAUGCCAUUUUUGAAUAUCCUUUCCAUGCUCCUUAUGUGUUUUUUAAGUUAGAUGCAACUUUAUGUAAUGGAAAUUCACAAAUGAUUAUUUCUCAAACUAUACCUAAAGUGUCUACUCUUCCUGUUGAAACUGAACCACAAACUGCAUUAUAUAAAAGAUAUGAAAGUCUAAUGGAACGAGUAAAGUUUCGUAUGUUUGAUGAAAUUUCUGUUGAUUUUGAAGCAAAUUAUGUUAAAUGGGAUAGAGAAUUACCAGCAAUAAUUCAUUUUGAGAAUAAUGCUGUUAUCAUCAGAUAUCAUAAUGGAGGAGAGAAAAAUAUGUUAUCAAGAGAAUGUAAACAAAUUAAUAUUUCAUUUGAAGACAUCACUAGUGUUCAAAGACUUAAUGUGUUGUAUGAAGACAUUGGAGUUGAAAUUUAUUACUUUAAUUCCUUACUCUCUAUUGUUUUACUCUUUAAAACAACAACUGAAAGAAAUAAUUUUAUUUCUAAACUUCCAAUUACUCCAAAUGAAUUACAAAGAUUUAAUGAGGCACAACGUAAAUGGGUUAAAGGAGAAUUGUCAAAUUAUGAAUUUUUAUAUGAAGUGAAUAGAUAUGCAAACCGAAGUUUUAAAUUAUUAAGUCAGUACCCAAUUUAUCCAUGGGUUAUUUCUACUUUUAGUGAAGAUUUUAGAUUAAAUGAUUUAAGGUCUUAUCGAGAUUUGACAUUACCUAUAUCUGCUUGUAAUGAAAAAGCAAAAAAAAUGAUUGAAUCUAAUUAUCAAGAGAAAGAAUGUCAUUUUAAUUGUUAUUUAAGUAGUCCUAGUUUAGUUUGCAGAAGUUUAGUAAGACUUCAACCUUAUUCAGAGUUAUUAUGGAAAGAAAUGUCAGAACGAUGUUUUGAAGUUGGAGGAAGAAUUUUUAAAAGUAUUGAAGGGUUUUUUAAAAGUAGUGUAGAACAAUCAAGAAGUGAAUUAAUUCCACAAUACUACACUACGCCGGCAUUCUUAACUAAUUUAAAUAAUUAUUUAACUUCUCUAAAUGGAGAGUCACUUGGAGACGUUACUUUACCUAAUUGGGCAUUUAAACACAAUCUUCUAGAUAGUGGGAGUCUUAAAGAUAGAGGGGAAAUGACUUCUCCAAGAGAGUUUAUAAGAAAAAUGAAAAUGGCAUUAGAAAGUAGUAAUGUUAGUAAAUAUUUAAAUACUUGGAUCGAUCUUAUAUUUGGUUGUUUACAACAAAGUGUAAAUCAUUAUAAUGUUUAUUUAAAUGAUUAUACUAUUAAUUCAACUCAGCCAGACUCAUUAAAACAAACUAUAUGGAAAACUAUGGGUCAUUUACCUCUAUGUAUUAUGACAAAAGAAUGUCCUGAAAGAACGGAUAAUGGAACGAGAUUUUCAUGUAAUUUAGGAUUGAAUUGUGCUGCUCGUCGACCAAAAAAAGUUGGCUCAGUUAAAGAAGAUUGGUGUUCAUUAGUUGAUAGUAAAAAUGGAUAUACUCCUAUUACAAUUAAAGGAACUAUUGGAAUUGGUGAAAAUGCAGUAUAUUAUGAUGAGGUAUUACAUCAAAUUAUAUUACUAAAGCCAAGUGAAAGUUUUGUUGCAGCAGCUAUUGGAAUACAAUGUGUUAAUGGAGAUGAUGAUUGGAUUGUUGCUGGUGGAGACAAUGUAUUAGCUUUCCAUCAUAAUCAUAGUUAUAGUUUUAAUGGAAUAUCUAAUAUAUCAUCAUUGUCAAUUAAAAUUAAAUAUGAUUCUAUUAUUGCAGGUAAUGAAAAUGGUAUGGUUAUUGUUUGGUCAAUUACUAAACAAAGAAUCAGAUGGAAAAAACAAUUUGAAUUACCUGUCCAACACGUAUUAAUUACAAAUAAUGGUGAUAUUUUCAUAUUAACAUAUGACCAUUUUGAAAACACAACAACAAUUAUUGGUUGUGACAUUAAUGGUAUAGUUUUUGGUGAAUCUUCAUUUAAUGCUCGAGUGACUGCAAUAACAUGUUCUCAAUCUGUUAAUUCAACCUCUCCUACACUAGCUGUUGGAACAAGUGUUGGAGAAGUAUUAUUAUAUGAUGCAUUUACUCUUGCUUUAUUAUUCUCUUAUUCUGCAGAUAGAAAAACAAAGAGUGUUACUUCAUUCUUGUAUACCAACAAAGAUUGUAAAUUAUAUUAUAGUACUCAAAGAGAAGAAGGUGGAUGUUUCAUUUAUUCUUUAUGA